Molecule: messenger RNA, 2039 nt
Organism: Ixodes scapularis (black-legged tick)
Lineage: Eukaryota; Metazoa; Arthropoda; Arachnida; Ixodida; Ixodidae
Product: TNF receptor-associated factor 6-like
Exons: 2
Coding region: 1-1311 (436 amino acids)
Molecular function (GO): protein binding
Source: RefSeq, a predicted model, not a curated record
AUGGCAGAAGGCGGCCACGUCCCUGCGGAUCCCAAUACUCGCUGCACAGUCGGGUUUUCCGACGCUCUCGACUGGAAACCGUUGUCCUUUCUGGAUGCCGGCAUCGCCCAGAAAGCGUGUGCCCUGUGUGGCACCGUGUCCAGGAAGUCGGUCAAGCUGCCCUGUGCCCACUUGCUCUGCGCCGACUGCCACUCGGAGAGCGCGCAACAAGGUAGCGUCUGCCCGCUGGACCGGAAGGACUUCGACGAACGUGACUUGGAUCGUCUCGAGCUUCCUGACCUCGACAACUACAGAGUGACAUGCUGCAAUGGACGGAACGGCUGCGAGUUUGUGGGCCCCGCCUCAAGUUUCCCGGGCCACUACAAGCAAUGCGCCUUCCACGUUGUAUCGUGCCAACGCUGCCACACUGCCAUGCUGCGGACCGCCGUCGUGAGCCACUGCAGAGACGGCUGCAGCGGUGCCCCAGCCGCACCCGCCGCCCCCCAGAGGCGCUCCAGUCGAAGUCGCGACAGCGCCGAACAAAGGCACGACGACUUGAAAGCGACGUUGCAGGACAUCUCCAGAGGCAUGGCCAGGAUGCACGACAGCGUGGACCAGGUUUCCGCCGACGUCAGGAGAGUGGACUGUCGGGUGGAGUGGUGGUGGAAGAACAACUGCGCGGAUAUGCGCAACUUCAAGUCGAGCGUCACCAAGGGUUUCGCGGACGAACAGAAGAUCAUCGAGAAUGUUUCCUCAGACGUCGUUGCUGCUGUCAGAGGAGCUCGAUGGAGUCUUGCUGAGCACGUAACCCAGGAGCUUGGCACGCAGACGAAGAAAGUGCUCUCGGCGGUCGAGGCGGUGUCCGACAAUCUGGAUCGGUUCUGCGGACCCCCGGUGUAUCACUGGUACCUCAGCGGCUGGUUAUCCUUGAGGCUAAGGGCAAUGGGCGGUAGCGUUGCCAUCUCGUCGAGCCCAAAGUGGACGGCAUACGGGUACUGCGUCUCCAUGUACGUCAGUUUCGUGAAAGACGAGCACAAGCAGCUCAGGGUGACUUGCUUCUUUAACGUGCAUCCUGGCGAUAACGAUCCGCAGCUGGAGUGGCCCUUCAGUAAGGUCUUUGAGUAUGGUAUUAUUCAUCCAACCAACAGAUCGCUCACCAUUGGACACAAAACGGACCCAAAGUUUCAUAAGGGUAACUUUUGUUUUCAAAGGCCCAAGGAAGAGCGUAGUGGAGGGUUUGCGCAGCAAGCGUUGUCUACUGCUGAGAAGCUCGAAAGGGAGGAAUUCGUCGUAGAUGACAUGGUACACAUGUUCUUGGUGGUUAUUCCUUAGUUUAUGGGGACCGCAUUUUGGCAUUUGACCAACUAGGAUUUGAAAAACUGUUAUUCGUGCGCUCAUCUCGAGUGUCUGGAGUUCGGGGCAAAGUUGGGAAAUGAAAGAUUAUCUUGAAUACAGCGUUUUAGAAGUAACAGAGCGAGGAUAGGUUUUCUUUCGUCGACCUGAUUUUUAAUCGUAUCACACUAAAGUGAUCUUAACGUUUACUUCCGAAACGACGUGCUGAGAAGACAGGCAUUUAAGGUUUUUCUAGUGCCGCAUAAUAUAACAGGCGCAAUCUCGAUAUAAUUUGAAUGUCUUACUACUCAUACCAUGAACUAACUCCAGGUACUACACUCCGUAACGGUAUGGGGGAGAAGGGGGUUACUAAUGACAAAAUCAAGAAUCAUAUGCCUAAAAUUGUUAUCUUGGCAAGGUGUGUGGUUUAUAAAUGAUGCAUCGCCGUACGAACUGGUUUUCGGCGAUGCUGAGCAACCUUGAGGGUGUACGAAAGGCACUGUACCUUUACUGCAGUUUCACAACUCAAUUCAGCGCCAAGACGCAGAGUUUUAAAUUUUAUUCAGAGAUGUGAAAAAUACUUGACUUAGAUUCGCAUCAAUUUCGAUUUCAAUUUGGUAUUUAUAUGAACCUCUGUUGAACUGCUGCAGGGCAGUGCCACGGUAAUCUGCUCGGAGACAAACUUGUUUUUUUUUUUAACUGUGGAAUAAAAAUGCACGUGAAAACAG